This is a messenger RNA of Dissoconium aciculare CBS 342.82, 1310 nucleotides long. Its product is annotated as P-loop containing nucleoside triphosphate hydrolase protein. Bases 208 to 1134 code for a protein of 308 amino acids. Gene Ontology annotation, cellular component: cytosol. Gene Ontology annotation, biological process: iron-sulfur cluster assembly. The transcript has a single exon. The record is from RefSeq and is a predicted model, not a curated record. NCBI's taxonomy places the organism in Eukaryota, Fungi, Ascomycota, Dothideomycetes, Mycosphaerellales, Dissoconiaceae. Gene Ontology annotation, molecular function: 4 iron, 4 sulfur cluster binding; ATP binding; ATP-dependent FeS chaperone activity.
CAUGGAACGAGCCUCGACAGUUUAAGAAAUAAGUGCAAAUGGUUUCCGGAAGAUUCAUUUAAUCACCACGCCAAUUAAUCCAACCUAAUACUUCCCAGAGCUACUGAAGGAAAAAGUGGCAAGAUAAAGCCUUCCACUGCGAGAGUCAUCAUCGAGGAUCCGGAGAAUUUCGACGAAACAAGAAGAGAAAUCCCGACUUCCACAAGGAUGUCCCUCCAAGACGUCAAAAACAUCCUUCUCGUCCUCUCCGGUAAAGGCGGCGUAGGGAAAUCCAGCGUGACAACCCAACUCGCCCUCAGCCUCUCCCUCCAAGGCAAAUCCGUCGGCGUGUUAGACGUCGACCUCACGGGGCCUUCCAUCCCGCGCUUCUUCGGGAUCGAAGCGGCCAAAGUCACACAGGCGCCCGGGGGAUGGCUACCGGUCAGCGUGCACGACACCAAUCCCCCCCCAACAACGACACAAGGAACCACCUCCAUCGGCCCGCUCAAAUGCAUGUCCCUCGGCUUCCUCCUCUCCAGCCGCGGCGACGCGGUGGUCUGGCGCGGCCCCAAGAAGACCGCCAUGAUCCGACAAUUCCUGACCGAUGUGCAAUGGGGAGCCCUCGAUUACCUGCUCAUCGACACGCCGCCCGGGACGAGCGAUGAGCACAUCUCGCUCGUGGAGACGCUCCUGCUCUCCUGCGGGCCGUCGCAGCUCUCCGGCGCGGUGGUCGUGACGACGCCGCAGGCGAUCAGCAUCUCCGACGUCAAGAAGGAGAUCAAUUUCUGCCGGAAGGUGGGCGUCGACGUCCUCGGCGUGGUCGAGAACCUGGCCGGGUUCGUGUGUCCGAACUGCGCCGAGUGCACGAACAUCUUCAGCAAGGGCGGGGGCGAGGUCAUGGCGCGGGAGUUCGGGGUGCCGUUCUUGGGCAGUGUCCCGAUUGAUCCGAUGUUCAUUCGCUUGAUCGAGGAGGGGCGAAGGCCGGUUUAUCCGGUGGGGACGGUGGUCGAGGGGAGGGAUCUUGCGAGAGAAAGUGAUGGAGAUGGGGAGCCAGGAGGAACGGAGGGGUUUUUGGUGGAGAAGUAUUUGGAUUGCUCGUUGGAGCCGAUUUUCAGGGGGUUCACGAAGGAGUUAAUCGGAGUUAUUGAGAGGUGAUCAACAGGAGGAUAACGAAGUGAUGAAGAAACCAUGGUGAUGUGUGUUGCCACCUUCCCAAAAAUAUCAUUGGAAUGAAGAGAAGAACGAGAUAUCACGAAAUUCACGAUCCAUAUAGAUACAGCAGAAAGAGACGCCGAACAACCGGCCAUAAUCUCACCAAACACAAUUCGCUC